This is a messenger RNA of Macrobrachium nipponense, 6078 nucleotides long. Its product is annotated as neurotrypsin-like. Lineage: Eukaryota; Metazoa; Arthropoda; Malacostraca; Decapoda; Palaemonidae. Gene Ontology annotation, cellular component: membrane. The record is from RefSeq and is a predicted model, not a curated record. Gene Ontology annotation, biological process: collagen fibril organization; proteolysis; peptidyl-lysine oxidation. The transcript has 17 exons. Gene Ontology annotation, molecular function: RNA binding; serine-type endopeptidase activity; protein binding. The coding region runs from base 35 to 2455 and encodes 806 amino acids.
UUCACUUAUUUCCAGGUAAUACAGUGACGUGACUAUGGUACCAUGGAGAAGGCUAGCGCAUUUGAAUAUCUUCCUGUUGACUGUCUACCUGUCAUUAGUAACGUCACAGACAUUCAAAGUUCUCAAGAUCGGUCAGAUCGAACUGCAAGGAGGCAAGGCUCCCUCUGAAGGAAACGUCAUGGUAUCAGCCGGGAAGGACAAGCAACUCCUGCCUCUGUGUGACGAUAAUUUCGGAAUGUCCGAAGCAAAUGCCGUGUGCUCGAGGCUCGGUUUCCCGAGAGCUCUCAGGUUCACCCGCCAGAACUUCUUUGGACAACAACAACAAUCAUCUUCUCGAUGGGACCCUGAAGGAUGGCAGUCAAUGUACAAUUUGGACUGUCCAGAUCUGAGUGGGACAUCCGACAUCAAUAAGUGUAUUCUGUCUGAAAACCAGCCAGAUAUGUGUGACAUCUCAGAGGUUGCCGGCGUUGUUUGCCAAACAAGCGGCGAUGUUCCAGGCUGUUCGGACGGCAAUUUCGUGUGUGACCUGGAGACUCUCUCGUCUAGUCCUUGCAUUCCCGAGUCGAGCGUCUGUGAUGGAGUUGGCGACUGUGCAAAGGGAAGUGACGAAGAUGAGAAGCUAUGCAACAAAGAGGGAAUAGUCCGCCUGGAAUCCAACCUGGACGUCGUCUACCCAGAUAACACAAUUGCUGGAAAUGUCUACAUCAAGUACAAUGCAACCUGGAGCCCGAUAUGCCAUCCGUUCUUUGGUCAAGCCGAGGCUGAAAUUGUGUGCAGGAAUCUUGGCUAUGGAGGAGGCAUGGUGCAAGCAAUCAUGGGCGCUUACUUUGGAGAGGGUUCUGAGCCCAUACUCUUCACCGAAUUUUCCUGUAGUGGGUCAGAAGCUUCUCUGACGCAGUGUCCGGGAUUUGUCUGGAAACAAGGCAGCAACUGUUCUACUAGUGCAAUUGCUGGAGUAUUCUGCCAUACUGGGAAUCUAGAUGUUCACCUGGUUGGUCGCAAAAGCAAGAGCAACAGUAAGGCCGGACAUGUGGAGAUCAGCUCCAGCAGCCUCCCUUCAUCAGGAGCUGUUUGCGGCACAGGAUUCGACGACUUGGAUGCCCAGGUCAUCUGCAGGAUGCUCGGUCACGAUCCUCUGCAAGCCACAUCACGCAAAGAGUCUCCCCCUGGAGUGGAAUCUGCUUUUAUCUGGAAUUUCUUAUUGGAUUGUAAAGGGAACGAAAAAAAUAUUCAGGAAUGCAAGAUUUUUGUCUCCAAUACCACAUGCGCGCCUCAGGAUACAGCAUAUGUGUCAUGUUUCAGAGAAACGAAGAAGUCUGUGGACAAACUCCUCAGAGCUGUCCUGCCCCGUGACUGCGGGCAAGCUGUGGACGCCUCCGACCGAUUCCUGACGAACCUUGCCAAAAUCAGAGGAGGAUACGUGUCCCCCCAGUUCGACGUCCCUUGGCUAGUCGCUCUUCAGUACAGGACUCCCACAGGCUACCAGCACAACUGCGGCGCUGUCAUCAUCUCAGAAUAUUACGUCCUGUCAGCUGCCCACUGUUUUCUCGUCCAAGGGAAACUGGACUACAUCGUGAGGGUGGCAGAGUACAAUAACAACUACGACGAACCUUUCCAACAGGACUUCUUCAUCGAUAAGUUGUGGAUACACGAAGCCAAUAGGGAGAUCUCAGCCUUCGACAAUGACAUAGCUCUUAUCAAGAUCGAACCUGUUAAUGGCAGAGGAAUAAGACUUGGCGAACGAGCACAGGCCGUCUGUCUACCUCGCUUAGGUGAGUCCUACGACAGGAACCUGAAGUCCUGCGCUGUUGCAGGAUGGGGGACUUCUACCAACGACUCGUCGGAAGUCACACUGCCUCUGCCUUUGCCCCCAAAGGAUUCAACAAGAACCGACGAUAGAAGGUUAUGGGUCGGAAACUUAGAUACUCGUAUGAGAGAGUAUCAACUCCUUAAAAUGGUGGAAAAUUUUGGUCCAUUGGUGGAAUUUGAUUUUCUGUACCAUCGUUCGGGACCUCAAGCUGGGCAGCCACGGGGAUAUGCCUUCGUUACCUUUAAAUCUUCACAAGCAGCCCACGCGGCCAUGCAGAUGCUCGACGGUAAGGUCAUCUUCGGCAGAAGGAUAGCAGUGAAAUGGGCUCACGCACAAGAUGAGAGUGUAUAUGAAAGAAGUAAAGAGAAACCAGCCCCUCCUAUACUGAGUGGAGGGAAAGCAGAAUCUAGUCAAAUUAGUAAAAAGAGCAAGAUAGCAGCAUUAGAAGCCAAGCUCAAGUUACUUGAAGAAGAUAAUCUGAAAGUCAGCCUCACGCCUGAUGUAGGUGCCAGUGCUUCCAACCCUACCUCUGUAACAUACUCAUUCAUUGAAAGAAAAGCAAAGAUGCAAGGGCACAAAUCAACUUCUAGAUCUCAAUAUUCUACUAAUCCAUACCCAAGAUCUCGUACUUCAAAAAAGCGCUGAAAUAUUAACUUAUGGUUUAUGAACAGUUUUAGCGUUUUAUUUGCAAAGAGGAUUCUUUGGCUAGUCACACCAUGAAGACAUGCAACUCUAAAAGAGGUGGUUAUGAAGAUGUUUUUGUGUAAAAGAUAAAAAGGUCAGAACGUGUUAAACAGUAUGUCCUUUUAUCACUCAUUUUUAUCAGGUCGCAAAAUAUUUUCUUCAUUUCGAGGCAGUUAUUUACCAAUGAUUUUGGUAGUAUCAGGCAAUGCAGAAUGUAUUAUCAUUAGAAUAAAUUCAGUGACAUAUAAUGUUUACUCAUAAUGUCAUUCAUAUUUUCCUUUUGAAUCGUUUAGGUUUCUGGGUAGACUGUAGAAUGUUGUUUUGCUUGUCAGUGAGACUUGCUGUCAAUCUUUUGUCGUUUUUCUGUUACUACGGUUUGCUUAAACUUGCUCAAUUGAAAAAUAUUUACUCCUGCCUAGUGGUUUUGUGCAAUUCAGGUUUUCCCUUUACAGGGUCAGAUAUGCAGUGAACUGUCUCCACUUUCUCUGCCCCUUGCACUUCAUCUCUGAACUCCCAUUAGUUCUAGGUCUUUAUCUAUUCCCUCUCCAUGAUUUUCUGGGCCUUCCUGCAGGUUGUUGUUUUACUGCUUCUAUAUCUACUGCUAUUCUGACUAUAUGCUCAUCAUCCCUCCUCAUCACAUCUCUAAACCAUCCUAGUCUUUUGAUCUCAGUCUGCUUUUAAGCCACUGAAUUCCACAUCUCUCUUCCACUUCCUCACUCACAAAACAGUCUUCUCCCUGUGCUCUGGUUAUGGACGUUAACAUUUGAUGGUCACCCUUUCAGAAUCUCCUCCAUUUUCUAUGGUCAGCGCCCCAUGUUUCCUAUGUGCCUCAUGUACUCAUCAUAAGUUUUUGCUCUCUCUUUCUUUCUACUAAUGUGAUAUUUAUUUUCAUAAUAAUUAUUGUUUUGCUGUCUAUAUAUUUCAUCUAAGAUUUUAUCUAGUAGGUAAAUUGUGCCAUGAUAGUAUUUUUAUAUCAGUUAUCUCUAGCUACCUAUGAUCAAGUUGGCUAAUUUUAUAAUAUUAAAUUUUUCCUUUGCUUAGGAGGAUUUUUUUUUUUGGUAGUGUGAUAUUUUAAUUAGGAGAGAGGACAAAGAAGUAUUUGAAAGCUACAGAUUCAUUGUUUACUUCCUUAACUUGAUGUUUUCUUUGAAUAUUAUGCAAAUUUUCAUUAUACAGUUUACCCGGACCACCGAGUCACAAUUUUAGAUUAUGAUAGGGCUGGCCAAUAAUAUUGAGAUCUUUUUAAAGAUGAAAGCUUGGGUUAGUGAUUUUAAUUAAAUAUACAAACACUUUUUUUUUCUGUCUGUAUUGAACAGUUUUAAUUUGAUGUCAGCAUCUAAAAGAAGUACUUUAAAUGCAGCAGAGGAAAUAUGCAAGGAGACAUCUGGACAAGGUUAGAAUCUGGAUGUAAAAACAUUUGAUUAGAAGAAACCUUCAAGCUCUGGAAGAGGGCCCACAUGAAAAAAAGCAGGGAUGUAUGUAGUGAUUAAGAAUAGGAGCUGAGAGGUAUGGACCUGAAUCUCAAUAUAAUGGAGGGAAAAAAAAGAGACUAGUAGUAUAUGCUUGAUAAAAGUGGUUGUGGAAAGAUAGGAAAGGUAGAUUGGGAAAAGCAUUUAAAAGAUGAAAAUGAGGAGAUAGUUGAAAAUAUAGAGGUAUACUGGAAGGAGGUAUGCAGUACAGUAUUUUGAAAACCUGAUUGAAGAAAACAAAUAUGAAUGGGAGGAUACUGGUAUGCCAGAAGGUCCACUAGAGGGAAUGAGAGUUGAAGAGGUUAAAACGAUCCUUGUUGAAGAUGAAAAUAGAAAAAAGUUCCUAGACAAUCUGUAAUAGGCUGUGACUUUAUCAAAGCAACAGGAGAGCCAGUCAUUCAUGAGCUUACUCAGAGUUUAUGAAAACCUGAUGUAAGGAGAGAUAGGACCCAAGAAAGGGAGAAGAGCCAUAAAAUAAUGGUAUACAAAGGAAAUGCGGAUACACUGCAGUGUGAAAGUUACGUAGAAAUAAGAUCACAUAAGCCUGUUAUGAAGAGUGUAAAGAUGCUAGAGGAAAGACUGAGAAAAAUUGUCUAAACUGAUAAUUGUCAGUUUGGCUUCAUGCAAGAUACCAACAAGAGAAGCAUUCUUUACAAUGAGUAAACUGCAGGGAAAAGUACCGCUCAAAGAGAUUAUACAUACCACAGAAUUUUGGAUCUUGAAAAGUCUUGUAUACCUAGUAAUGUUACUCUACCUACCUAAACACUAGUUUUAAUCUGAAGACUGUUGCAGGUGCGUCAAAAGAUUAUCAGAUAAAUAAUGUCGUCCAUUAAGGAUCGGCAGUGAGUCCUUUGCACUCUAUCAUGACAAAUAAAGAAGCUACAAAGAAGUGCAAAACAGGUGGCCCCUGGGAACAGCGUAAUCCCAGUAGCCUAGUUCUAACAGCAGAAUUUGAAAGUGGUUAGAAAAUCACACAAGGCAAAAGAAUGCUUGGAGUGACAUGGAAGGAAGCAAAGGAAAGCAUACAAUAAUGAAAGUGUUCUUGUGGUUGAGGGAAAGGUGUUAGGGAUUACAAAAUGUACAUGGAGUAAGAGACUUUCAAUGUCCACAGUCUAUCAAGUGCACACAUGGGAAGAGAAGGGAGUCGAGAACCGUGUGAUAGAUGGGCAGGUCUUAGAAGAGAUAGAUCAUUUCUGUUACCCUGACAACAUAGACUGUUGAGUAGAAACUCAGAAAGCAGUAAGAAAGGGAGUAGCUGAAGCAUGGAUUAAAUGAUAGGUAUGGCUAAAUUACGAGCAAAUUAAAAUGCAAUCAGGAAAGGCCGGAACUACUCUAUUCAGCAGAAACAUGGACACUGACAAUGAGAAUGGAGGAGAUUUUUGGAACAUGUUAGGAAGACUGGUGGAGAGAUGUGGCUUCAAGAGGCUGGAGAAAAGACUAAUAUAUCAAUGAUGAAGAUGUUUUGGAAGUGCAAGGAAAAUGGAUAAGGAACAUUUGGAAGCAGCUGGACAACGACCUGCAGGAGGCCAAGGAAGUCCUAGAGCUAUGUAAUGGAAGACCUAGACAUGACAGGAGUUACGGCUGAAAGGUAACAGGUGGAAAGAACUCAUUUUAAGCCUAACCCCAUUAAGGGAAAAAUCAACAAUAGAAAACUUGAAGAUGAUUCAAUAAUAGAAUUGUUUAUUAGGCCCAAGUUUACAUAAGUGGUAUUGUUGUAGUUGGUGGUAGAAUUGAAAAUCAGUGCAUUGAUCUCUUACAUUAUUAGCCAGCCUUAUAGAAAGAUUACAUGAUGAAGGAGAGGUAUGACCUUGCAUCAUAGGCAAUGGAACUUUUUUCAUUUCUCUAGCAGUUUUAAUUGCUGAUGAUCUUUAGUCGAAUGUGUAAUCCUUGCCUUAAAACUAUUACUUUACAGUUAACAAAGUUCUUUCAAGUGAAACACAAUACUAAUGAAUACUGAACACUGUUAUCAAGGCAGUGUAACUAUGUAUCAUGUUAUGUGUACCAAUAAUUUAGCCUUUAAGCGUGUUUGGCAGUUGAAAACAUUUCUUUUGUAUGUGAUAUUGUUGUUACAAUGACUUUCCGAAAAUAAAUGCAUACGUGUAUGUACUGAAGAAA